AUGAACGUGGCGGGGACUCAGCAGCUGAUAGAGCGACCCGCCAGCCUGCCAGCUCCAACUUCGACGAAAUCGGGGAUUGCUUUGCUCUACAAUGCGGAGACCAACAAUACCUACGACGUCUGCCUGAAAUUGACCAAAGAGGCUUUAACCAUUCAGCGGCUGGAUGUGGUGUGCACCCACGGCGGCGAAUCCCAAGUCAAUCACAGAGCUGUUGUACUCCGAAGACAGGCGGCUGGCGGGCUCGGCUUAAGCAUCAAAGGUGGUGCAGAACACAACGUGCCGGUGGUGAUCUCCAAGAUUUUUAAAGAUCAAGUUGACUAA
This is a messenger RNA of Knipowitschia caucasica, 321 nucleotides long. Lineage: Eukaryota; Metazoa; Chordata; Actinopteri; Gobiiformes; Gobiidae. The record is from the annotation of a GenBank genome assembly.